Messenger RNA from Anguilla rostrata (American eel), 3365 nucleotides. RefSeq names its product arf-GAP with coiled-coil, ANK repeat and PH domain-containing protein 3-like. Gene Ontology annotation, molecular function: protein binding; GTPase activator activity. The record is from RefSeq and is a predicted model, not a curated record. The coding region runs from base 173 to 2752 and encodes 859 amino acids. Lineage: Eukaryota; Metazoa; Chordata; Actinopteri; Anguilliformes; Anguillidae. The transcript is spliced from 24 exons. Gene Ontology annotation, cellular component: cytoplasm.
UAGUAGAACGAAAUGCUUUGGAACUGAUUGCGGUGUAGUGGAGAGUGACAUCGCUCGCUGAACGAAGAAACUCCUGCGAGGCAAGGGAAUACACAUUUUAUAGCAAAUUUCGUUCAGCAAACUUGAGAAAUGAAAUAUAUACAUUAAACGAGAAAAAGGAAUAAAACCAAAAAUGACGGUGGAUUUUGAAGAAUGUAUUAAGGAUUCGCCCAGAUUCAGGGCGAACAUCGAUGAAGUGGAGACAGACGUGGUGGAAAUCGAAGCUAAGCUAGAUAAGCUGGUGAAGCUAUGCAGUGGGAUGAUCGAGGCGGGUCGGGCGUACGUCAGCGCCAACAAGCUCUUCGUCACCGGCGUCCGGGACCUGUCCCAGCAGUGCAAGAAUGACCAGAUGAUCUCGGAGUGCCUGGAGAAGUGCGGGGAGCGUCUCCAGGAAAUCGUCAACUACCACACGAUUCUCUUCGAUCAAGCUCAGAGGUCCGUGAAGCAGCAGCUGCACAACUUUGUGAAAGAGGACAUCCGCAAGUUCAAGGACACGAAGAAGCAGUUCGACAAGGUGCGGGAGGACAUGGAGAUCGCCCAGGUGAAGAAUGCCCAGGCGCCCCGUAACAAGCCCCACGAGGUGGAGGAGGCCACCGGCACCCUCACCCUCACCCGGAAGUGCUUCCGCCACCUCGCCCUGGACUACGUGCUGCAGAUCAAUGUUCUGCAGGCAAAGAAGAAAUUUGAAAUCCUAGAUGCGAUGCUGUCAUUCAUGCACGCCGAGUACACGCUCUUCCACCAGGGCUACAACCUGCUGGACGAGAUCGACCCCUACAUGAAGAAGCUAGCAGCCGAGCUGGACCAGCUGGUGAUCGACUCGGCCAUGGAGAAGAGAGAGAUGGAGCACAAGCACGCCAUCAUCCAGCAGAGGACCUUAAUGCAGGACUUCUCCUACGAUGACUCCAAGGUGGAGUUCAACGUGGACGCCCCCGACGGCGUGGUGAUGGAGGGGUACCUGUUCAAGAGGGCCAGCAACGCCUUCAAGACCUGGAACAGACGGUGGUUCUCAAUACAGAACAGCCAACUGGUGUAUCAGAAGAAGCUAAAGGAUGCCCUGACGGUGGUGGUGGAAGACUUGAGGCUGUGUUCAGUCAAACCCUGCGAGGACAUCGAGAGGAGGUUCUGCUUCGAGGUUGUCUCUCCCACAAAGAGCUGUAUGCUGCAGGCGGAGUCUGAGAAGCUGCGGCAGUCCUGGAUCCAGGCUGUGCAGGCCAGCAUCGCCUCGGCCUACAGAGAGAUCCCCGACAACUACUACAUCGAGCGUUUGGACCGCACCGCCUCCCCGUCCACCAGCAGCAUCGACUCGGCCAGCGAGCCGCGGGAGCGCAGCGUGCGGGGGGGCGAGAGCAUCGUGCAGCGCGCCCAGGGCAUCCCGGGCAACGAGCAGUGCUGCGACUGCGGCCAGCCCGACCCGCGCUGGGCCAGCAUCAACCUGGGCAUCCUGCUGUGCAUCGAGUGCUCCGGCAUCCACAGGAGUUUGGGGGUUCAGUGCUCGAAGGUCCGAUCACUGACUCUGGACUCAUGGGAGCCUGAGUUACUGAAGCUGAUGUGUGAGCUGGGCAAUGGAACCGUCAAUCAGAUCUACGAGAGCACAUGCGAGCAGCUGGGUCUGAAGAAACCGGGGCCGUCCAGCUCCAGGCAGGAGAAGGAGGCCUGGAUAAAGGCCAAGUACGUGGAGAAGAAGUUCCUGAAGAAGAUGGCGGGCAGCGAGGCGCUGGCGGACGCGGAACGCAAAUCCCGCCGCUGGAGCGACAAGAAGUGCCGGCGCCACAACAGCUCCGUCAGAGCGCUCCAGUCCCGCCGCAAGUACCGGCGGGAGCCCGGCAGCGCCUCCCCCGGCAACCUCUCCUCAGGUAGCCCGGCAACAGCGCCUCACAGCCCUACUAUUCACUUCCUCAGCAGCAACGGUGUGGCGCGAUGGUUAGGGAACUGGGCUCGAAACUCAAAGGUUGCGGGUUUGACUCCCAGCUGUGAACGUGUCCUUGGCUUGGCACUUUCUGGCCCGGCAGGUCUCAGCAGUGACAGCGGUCUCGGCGGCAGCACCGACGGCAGCACCGACAUCCUGGUGUUCGGCUCCGUGGUGGACAGCGUCACAGAGGAAGAGUGUGAGGAGUCUGAGGAGUCCAGCGGGGAGGUGGAGCUGGAGCCGGAGGCGUCGGACCCGGAGGACCUGCGGGACCUGCACCCGGGGGCCCUGCUGUACAAGGCGUCCCGCGCCCGAAACCUGCCCGUCAUGGCCGAGGCGCUGGCGCACGGGGCCGACGUCAACCUGGCCAGCGAGGAGGACGAGGGCAAGAGCCCGCUCAUACAGGCAGUUAUGGGGGGCUCCCUCAUCGCCUGCGAGUUCCUGCUCCAAAAUGGCGCCGACGUGAACCAAAGAGACAUGCGGGGACGCGGCCCCCUCCACCACGCCACGUACCUGGGUCACACAGGGCAAGUGUGCCUGUUCUUGAAGCGGGGUGCCACUCAGACCGACGGAGACGAGGACGGACACGACCCCCUGAGCAUCGCCGUGCAGGCCGCCAACGCCGACAUCGUCACCUUGCUGCGCCUGGCCCGGAUGAACGAGGAGAUGCGGGAGUCGGAGGGCCCCUUCGGACAGCCAGGGGACAGCACGUACGCCGACAUCUUUCGGGAGUUUUCUCACUUGGCGUCACACAAUCCCGAAAAGCUGAAGCGAAGGAGCCGGCACUUCCGACACUCCUUCAGGUAGCGCCCGCGCCCGAGCUCGCGCCCCAGCGGGAACUCGCGGGAAAGCCGUCCUCGUACUUGAAGAGCGCCGUCGUCACUUUCUGAGCUCCCCGAUUCAUCCGUUUUUUUCCGGAAUGUUCCUCUAUCGACAAAAAACGGACGUCCUGUUCAGUAUAAAGGGGAAAUGGGGGGGGGGGGGGGGGGGGUUUUAAAGUCUUUGGAGCCAUUCCAACGGUGAAUAAAUUUAAGGAUGAUUGAGUAUAGAAGGCUGUACUCUGAAUGAUUAUCAGUGGAAUGCUGAUUUUAUUUAGCCAACCAUAUUUACCACUAUCAUCUUAACGGAAACAUUACAUUAGAAAUAAAAGUUGAUUGGAAUUUGCAAAUGAACGACAUAGACAUUUCUGAGUUGGACAUUCAAAAACAUCCACAAAUAAAUGUUACAUUCAUGAAUGCUUUCAACAUUCACAACACCGUUUUCCGUGGGUUUCUAUGGAUAUUUGCUAUAUAUAUUGGUUUCAUAUCCAAGAUGCUUCUAAGCUCACACUUACAUGGUCAACCAUUGUAGGCAAGACUGAAGAAUAAUUUAUAGCUCAGUUGGAGAGUGUCAGGUGCUUUCAGAUUUCUUUUUUUUUUUU